Scleropages formosus (Asian bonytongue) is the source of this 4850-nucleotide messenger RNA. It is a transcript of the gene snapc4, whose product is annotated as small nuclear RNA activating complex, polypeptide 4. Gene Ontology annotation, molecular function: RNA polymerase II cis-regulatory region sequence-specific DNA binding; RNA polymerase III type 3 promoter sequence-specific DNA binding. Gene Ontology annotation, biological process: snRNA transcription by RNA polymerase III; snRNA transcription by RNA polymerase II. Bases 478 to 4611 code for a protein of 1377 amino acids. Gene Ontology annotation, cellular component: snRNA-activating protein complex. The transcript has 24 exons. The record is from RefSeq and is a predicted model, not a curated record. Lineage: Eukaryota; Metazoa; Chordata; Actinopteri; Osteoglossiformes; Osteoglossidae.
UGUCGCUUUAAACCUUUUGUGAGCGGUGUUCGCUUCUUCUCCGUUCUCAGAGGCGCCGUCUUUUUCACUUGCGGCGCUGAAAACGUCGAACGAACUCCUGAGGCGGAACUGCCGCCGUUUGUCCGAAAACGCAGUCGUUUGGGGAAACAUUCCGUGUGCGCACCGGUGCUUUGUGGGUAAUAUGCUAACGAGCAGCUGCACGAGGAAGGGUCAGGGACCGAGUGCUUGAGUUGGAGGACACGAGCGCUCUGCUAAAGUGCCGUUUAGGGAACGCGGUCCUUCCGAAAUCCAAGUGUGUUUAGUGGCUGUCGCCGGAAAGUUUGAGAGCAGAGCGGGCGGCGCGGCGGCACAAACACAGCGCGUGAUCAUCCUCAUGAUGCUGAUGAUGUAGCUGCUCGGCGGAGUCAGUCGCGCGCGCGCUGUGUGUUGCCUCCUGGCUCGUGCAGCAACAGCAGCAGCAGCACCACCACCACCACCAUGGCCGCGCAGAGGCGCCUCGCCGCGCACAGGGACGCGCUCCAGCGGCAGAUCGAUGCCCUGCAGCGCAGUCUGGGGGACCUCGGCCGCGGGGAAGAGCCGCUCUCCUCAUCCUCCUCGGAGCUGUCGGAAGAAGAUGACGGGUCCGAGGACAGCGAGGUGCAGCCGGCACACCUGGCGGAGCUGGUGGCCGAGCGGGAGCGCGUUCAGAAGGAGAUCGAGGAGCUGGAGCACACGCUGGGCCCUCGGGAUCCAGAUGACGGAGGUGAAGCGGCAGCCGCCACGGACAGUAGCGAGGAGGACAGCGGCGAAGAGCUGGACUUGCCACACAACGUGGAAACCUGCCUCCAGAUGAACCUGGUCUACCAGGAGGUGCUCAAGGAGAAGUUGGUGGAGCUGGAGCGGCUGCUGCUCGACAACCGGGAGCAGCAGAAAAAAGUGAUGGCGCAGAUCACCGGUCCUGUGGCCCCUCAGCCGAGCUCCUCUGCGAUGAGCCCGUACAGCAUUUAUCUCGGCCACUUCAUGAAGCCCUAUUUUAAGGACAAAAUCUCGAGCUUGGGUCCUCCCCCAAAUUCCGAAACCAGGGACAAGAUGAGCAAGGGUUCGAUGAGCUUUAAUGACGUCAAAAUUAAACGAUGGGAAGGGUGGCAUAAGACACUGCUAUUCAACGCUGUGGUCAAAGACACCAUGAAGCGCCUCUUGCAGCCGAAAAUCUCAAAGUUAGAGUAUCUCACUAAGAAAAUGUCCAAGGCGAGUGACAUGGAGAAGCAAAUCCUUCAAAAGCAAGUUGGUCAGAUCGAGAGGGAAAUUGAGGACAUCAACGCCAUGACAACCGAUCAGUUGGUUGGCAAUCGUCACGAUGACCACGACUGGGAUAAAAUUUCUAAUAUUGAUUUUGAGGGCACGCGUAAUGCUGCAGACAUAAGAAGGUUCUGGCAGAACUGCUUGCACCCCUCCGUUAACAAGUCUUUGUGGAAGAAGGAUGAAAUUGAGAAGCUGAAGGGCAUUGUGGAAGAGUACAAAGCCUGCCACUGGGAUCAGAUUGCAGAGAAGCUGGGGACAAACAGGACCGCCUUCAUGUGCCUCCAGAUGUACCAGCGCUACAUCAAUAAGGGCUUCCGGAAGAGUGUAUGGAGCAAGGAGGAGGACGAGGUCCUUAAAGAGCUUGUCUAUAAAAUGCGGAUUGGGAAUUUCAUCCCCUACACUCAAAUAUCGUAUUUUAUGGAAGGAAGGGACUCAAGUCAGCUGAUCUACCGCUGGACCCAGGUUCUGGACCCAACUCUAAGAAAAGGCCAUUGGUCCAAGGAGGAGGAUGAACUGUUGCUGAAAGCUGUAGCAAAGUACGGUAUGAAAGAUUGGGCCAAGAUACGGACUGAGGUUCCGGGCAGGACCGAUGGGCAGUGCAGGGAUCGGUACCUCGACUGCCUUAAAGGGGGUGUGAAGAAGGGGCCCUGGAGCAAAGAAGAAGAUGCCUUGCUGAUAAAACUGGUGGAGAAACACGGUGUUGGUCGAUGGGCUAAAAUUUCCACCGAGCUGCCGAAUAGGCUUGAUUGUCAGUGUUUACAGAGGUGGAAGGCGAUGACGGGAUAUGGGAAGCCAAAACGUUCAGGUUGGAGAAAAGGGCAGCGCAGGGCCCCGAGGAAGAGAACCAGGAAGGUGAAGGUGAAAGUGGAGGAGGAAGAAGAGGACAUGUCAACUUCAGAGGAUGAGGAGCAGCUGGUUUUCAUGGACAGUGAGGAAGAAGCCCCAGUGAAGGAGGAUGAGGAGGAGAACGACACAAAGCAGUACUUUCUACCCAGUGUGGAGGAGUGGAUUCCCAAGACGAUUUCGCGAUUCCCGCAGUUCGGACAGCGCGUGGUGCGGGUCCCUCAAGAAGAUGCGGCCGGCAGCGUACCUCCAGGCAGGUCCAGACUGGGGCGAAUACCUUCAGCGAACAGUCUGAUCAGGGCGGAGCAUCUCACAGGGCUUCGCAGCACUGUUGUGGACCUGUCUGGCUGCCCCUUGGGUGUCGUCGUGGACUCGGAGUUACAGCCGCAGGAGGAGGAGAACUUCAGCGAGAACGAACUGAUCAAAGUGUCUCUCCGUGAGGUUAAAGGCCUGCUGGGCUCUAGUUGGAGCUCCAGGGUGAUCCAGCGUGGAGCGGAGCGAAAGGGUGGCCCCCAGGGUCCUGCGCAGCAUGGCACGCUCCUCAGUAAGCAGCAGCUCGGUGGCCCCGAUGCCCCGAAGUCCAGGAGUCUGCAGGCUUCCGGCACCACCAGGAUUCACAGUCCUGCCCUCAACGCAGAGUUGCUGAUUGCUGUCCUGCCCUGGGUGGGCAGCCUGCUGGUUCCCCUCAAGUCAGAACAUCUCACUGAAGCUAAAGUGGUGCGAGAGAAGGUGAAAGCCAUUGGACUCACCAGCACCCCUGUCUUCAUGCUCUUCCUCAAAGUCCUUUGCAUUGAUGCUGAAGGCUGCAAGAAGGUCAUCGAGGAGAGGAGGAGGAGGAGGGCAGUAACAUAUGUCACUCAGCUGACAACUUCUGGACAAGACCCUGCAGUGCCUCCAGUCUGUCUGAAGAAGCCACGCAAGGCGAACACACACACCGUGGCUCAGAUGUUGUAUGAGAAACGGCAAAGGGAGUUUGCGGCAAAGGCGCCUGCGCAGCCGCGGAAGAGCCAGCUGUUUGUGCCGUGCGUCAUGGUGCCACAGACGGUGCUCCUGAAACCCGCUGUGCAGCAGCCGGCGCCGCUUGCGUCCUGCCUCCCCGCGGCCCCUGUCCAGCCCGGGGCCAUCCUGCCGAAGAAACGCCUCCACAAGCCAGCAGAAGACUCCGAGCCUUUGGAUUUGGCCACCAAGAGGGCUCGCGUGAAGACCGUGUAUCCCAGGCCCGCGUCCGGACCCUGCGUGCCCCAAGGCGCCGCCGCCGCCCUCUCUGGGUCCGUCACCUGGAUCGUCACCCCAAACGGCCUGCUGCCCGUGAGUGGGUUGGGCGCUCUGAUGCCCGCCGUGACCCAGACUGCCGUGAAAGGUGGCGUAUCGCCAGGCGGGGGCGCUGCAGCUGGCCCACUUCCCCUCGGUGCAAGUGCUAACACUGCAGCUGGGGCAUCUCAGCAGGUGACGGGUGUCUCUUCCGCACCCUCUGCAGUAUCUCCUCCUGCGUUGUCACCGGCCGCCCCGCGCUCCUCACCUGGCGCAAGAGCUUCAACUGCGGCUCCAACAGCAGCGGCUCCAGUCAGACCCAUAGCCACUCCGGUGCCCUUCGUCCCCCUUGCCGUCCGGCUGCCACUUACCACCAGGGUCUCCUCUCCUCAGAUCUCCCAGAGGGCGGUGACUCAAGCACAAACUGGCUUCAUGUCACUUGUUUCAGUCCCAUCAAACAGCACGCUGCCGCUGCCUUCUCCCGUUGACCAGACGGCGUCCCCUGCUGGUGCGCACAGCCAGCCUGUUGUCCAUGUCGUCCAGCCCGGUGCUUCGGUGACACCCGUGCCAGCGGGAGGGCGUUCACCGCCGAGGGCAGUGCGGCUCCUGCAGCCGGGUACCAGCACCGCGACUGAGCCCCAGAGGCCCGCGGAGCCUGGCUCAAAGUCCAAACACAUCGGCUUUGACCCCAACCUCAUGUUUUUGGAAGAGGAGUCUCAGGUGCGAGAGUGGAUGAAGGGCACUGGUGGAGUUGUCCUUCCCCAGCUGGACUCCACCCUGCCUUACUUACCGCCCUUUGUGAGCAACCUGGCCACCCUGGCAGACCUUCUCCAGCGCAAGAGCUCUCUGGAGAUGAGCGCUCUGCAGCUGUUGGACCAGGGGGAGCAGGUGGCCGAGGAGCAGGACCGAGUGGACGCCGUCCGCGCGCUGGUCGCGGAGAGAUUUGGCGGGAACCCGGCGUACCUGCUCCUGAAGGCCCGUUUCCUGGCGUGCUUCACCUUGCCUGCCUUCCUGGCCACCGUUCAUCCUCACAGGAGACAGUGGCCGCCUGUCCUGUCUUCCCAUGAGAACAGCGAUGGAGAGGAUGGCGUGAACAUGGAGGCGAAAGCGGACAGCAAAGUGGACGCCAAGCCAUGCCAGAGUACACCACUGAGCACGGACGGGGAAGGACGUGAGGCCCCACAGUUCAGCGGAAUGUUGACGCGGCGCAGAAGCAGAAUCGCCCAGAACCACUAGGCGGGAGGAGUCCCUGCUGCGGCGAUGUUUCCUAUCCUAUGUCGCCGUAACGGCAAUAAAACACUGUACUGUCACUGUAUGGGCUGCAGCUGGAGAAAAAUAUGCCAAUUUAAUUUCCAUUUGUUAGAUGCUGUAGACUUCUCUCUACUGUUAUCAGUGAUAUGCUUGUAAUUUUGUCACUAAUUUCAAAAACUUAUUUUACAUAUUUCAAUGUUUCUUUGUUACAUAUAUUUUUGUAA